CAUGAUUUUACCAUUAUUAAUACUAAGUGUAAAAGUUGUUUAUGGCAGUGAUGAUUACGAUUACAUAUAAAAUGGUAGAGAUUGGCCUAAUAUACAUGAAUAUUGCUUUGGAAAAUAAACAUAAUCUCCUGUUAAUCUAGAUAAUAAUUAUACUAAUACAAAUGUACGAUACAUAAUCAUUAAUUAUAGGAAGAUGACAUGUACUUUUUUCCUAAAUACAAACCAACUAAUGUGAGAAUUACUAAAAAUGCUACAAGUCAUAGAAUUAUACCAGCAAAUGAUUCUGAUAACUUUGGUCCGCUUUAUACAGUUAAUUCUUGGUCUGAAAGUGUUGCAUAUGGUGGAAAAAUUAUUUUCUUUAGAAGUGAAGCUGAACAUACAGUCAAUGGAGUCUAAUAUAAUUUAGAAGUUUAAAUAUAACAUACCCUACUCUUUGCAACUCUUACAAAUAGAUCAACAGUCUCAGUAUUUUUUAUUCAAGAUGACACAGCAUCAAGAAAUCCAUUUCUAUAAUCAGUAUUUAUUACUUUACAUUUUUUAAAGGUCAUUGAUAAUUAUGAUAAAUAAGAAUUCACUUUAGAUUUAAGUCAAUUAGUAACCUCCUCCUUUUCUAUUUAACCAUAUUAUUUAUAUGCAGGAUCUUUUACAUAUCCAGAUUGUACAGAAAGAAAUUCUUGGUAUAUUUUUGAAAGACCAUUCAAAGCUCCCAAUUCUUAACUAUAAUUCUUUUACAAUUUGUAUCAUAAUACAGAUGUUUUUCCACAUGGCAACUUUAGAUUUAGUAUUAUUUUAAUAUUAAAUAUUCUAGUUCAGGAUAGAAAAAGUUCAGCAAAGAAAGUCAAAGUAUAUUAUAGAAAAGAUCCUUAUUAAAGUUAAUAGAAUGAAGAAUGAUAUUAUGUUAUUUAUUAUUAAAUUAUGCUC
Messenger RNA from Paramecium sonneborni, 921 nucleotides. NCBI's taxonomy places the organism in Eukaryota, Ciliophora, Oligohymenophorea, Peniculida, Parameciidae. The record is from the annotation of a GenBank genome assembly.